AUGAUCACCACAAGUGAUGAGAGGAGUAUGAAUGAAGUAGAACACCUCCAAGACAAUCAAAAGGGAAAUCAGGAAGAAAGGAGCCAUGCACCUCAACCCACACUCAAGGAAGAGCUGAAGAAGAAGGAGACACUUAACCCAUAUGCACCCUUCCCCCAAAGGUUUAAAGGUGGUGUAGCAGCGAGAAUGUAUUCAAGAUUCCUCGACAUGUUUGCAUCUCUUGAUGUAAAUAUACCAUUUAUUAAAGCCCUCCAGCAAUUACCUUCCUACAUAAAGUAUAUAAAGGAGCUGUUAGUCAGAAAGAGUUCAUUGAAAGGUGGACAAACAAUAAAGAUGAAUAGGGAUUGCCGUGCUCUCAUUCAACCAGGGCCACCCACAAAGAGGAAGGAUCCAGGGAGUUUCCAUAUUCCCUGUGCCAUAGGAGAAACAAUGAUUGAUAAAGGACUCUGUGACCUGGGAGCGAGCAUCAACUUAAUGCCUCUAUCCCUCAUGAAAAAGCUUCAAAUCAAUGAGCUAACAACCACAGAUGUAAUCAUUAAGUUGGCUAACAAAACUCAAAAACAGGCAAUAGGAGUGGUUGAGAAUGUGCUAGUGAAAGUUGAGAUGUAA
Molecule: messenger RNA, 609 nt
Organism: Arachis stenosperma
Lineage: Eukaryota; Viridiplantae; Streptophyta; Magnoliopsida; Fabales; Fabaceae
Exons: 1
Coding region: 1-609 (202 amino acids)
Source: RefSeq, a predicted model, not a curated record